CUGGUCGCUUGGAACAUUUUUGGGAAAACCACGCCUAUCUUCCUAUGUAUUCACCCUUGAAAUUAGAGAAAAAUAAAUAUAUCAUAAUAUUAGAGAUGCACUUCACAAUAAUGAGCGUCUAAAAGGGUUGUUGAAUGAUGUUGGUGGUUAAGUGGUUGCAUACAAUAAAUUCGUGUCUGUUCUGUGUUUUACUGUUUUGCAUCCAACUUCCAAAUGAUGCACAAAUUCUAUCCAACUUUGUAAUUGUGAUAAUUGUUGCCGAUUUUAGGAUCUUAAUACCGCAUUUUGCAGCAAACGAGAAUAAAAAAGCAAUAUUUGCUAAACAGAUGAAAGAUGUUCAUUGCAAAACAAAAUCGAAUCGAUUGAUAUGUCAUAACCUGAAAGUUAUGAGAUGAACAUAGAUUUUUCAUUCUUGUACUAGGGCUAUUUAUUGAACAUUUUUACGUUACUUUUGCGGAUAUUUGGCUAAAAAAGUAAGGAAUAAUGGCGAAUGUAUCCUACCAGAUCGACAAUGUGUUGGAGAAGAUGUCUUCUUCCGACAAAGACUUGAGAUUAAUGGCUACGGACGAUCUUAUGACUGUAUUACAAAAUGAUACCAUCAAAUUCGAUGAUGUUUCUGAAGGAAAAAUUGUUACUAAGCUACUCAAGCUGCUGGAGGACAAGAAUGGUGAAGUGCAGAAUCUAGCUGUCGAAUGCCUGGGCCCUUUAGUGAAGAAAGUCAAGAACUGCGAGGUUGAGCAUAUUGUCGAGAUUCUUUGCUUUAACAUGCAGGCUUUUAAACAGCAGUUACGAGACAUCUCAAGUAUUGGACUAAAAACUGUCAUUGCUGAACUGAUCCAAGCACCAAGUGGCUUUUCUUUUAAAAUGUUUGAAAAAAUCACUGGUAGAUUAAUUGCAACUAUUGAAAGACAAGAUGAUGUUUCGGUGCAAUUGGAAGCUUUGGAUAUGAUAACCGAUUUGCUGUUCAGAUUUGGCCCAGUAUUGCACAAGUUCCAUGAUUCAAUUUUGGCUGCACUGUUACCUCAAGUGUGCUCGCAACGUCAGGCAGUUAGAAAACGUACAAUCAGUGCAUGCAGCAACCUGGUACUUUCUUGCAAUCAUUUUCUAUAUGCUAAGCUUGUUGAUCAUCUCUAUGAUGGACUCUGCGUUGACAAGAACAACUCUCAAAUCAGAACGUAUGUUCAAUGCAUUGCAGCUGUUUGUCGACAAUCUGACCAUAAGUUUGAAGAGUAUAUUUCAAAAUUCGUGCCACUCAUUCUCCAAUGCAGUGAAGCGGAUGAUGAUGAACUACGAGAAUUUUGCCUACAAGCAUUUGAAAGUUUCAUAAAACAAUGUCCUAAAGAGAUCACAAAAAAUAUUCCAUUGAUUACUGAUCUAUGCCUGAAAUACAUGGUUUAUGAUCCGAACUACAAUUAUGAUGAGGACGACGGUGCUGGGGGAGAGAAUGACGAUGACGAGGAUGAGGAAAAUGAUGAGUAUAAUGUUGACGAUGACAUGAGCUGGAAAGUCAGAAGAUCUGCUGUCAAAUGCCUUGAAGCUAUUAUAUCAACUAGGCAUGAGCUCCUACCUGAAUUCUAUAAAGUACUUUCGCCGUGUCUUAUCGCUAGAUUCAAAGAGCGUGAAGAGAACGUCAAGUCUGACAUUUUCCACGCGUACAUCGCCCUUUUAAAUCAAACGAAAUCGACAGUCAAUGUCAAUAUGGACCCGAACGCGAUGGCAAUGGACGAGGAAGAAGAAAACCCUAUUACUUUGCUCCAGUCACAAAUCGAUCUUUUGGUUAAGGGAGUCAAAGGCCAAAUGCGAGAGAAAAGCAUGGAAACCAGAAAACUCUGUUUCCACUUACUCCAGGAACUAUGCUGUGUCCUACCUGGAGCUCUCAGCACCCAUAUUGGGGACUUGAUACCCGGUAUUUUGUAUUCGUUAAGCAACAAGAAUGCUAGUAGCAACAUGAAAGUCGACGCUUUGUCUUUCAUAUACUGUCUGCUGAUCAGUCAUCAACCACAAGUGUUUCAUCCUCAUAUAGCCACCCUAUUACCACCUGUGAUUGAGGCCGUUGGAGACAGCUUCUAUAAAAUAACAGCCGAGGCACUCAAUGUCUUGCAAAAACUGAUUAAGGUUAUCCGACCUUUGUACGUUGAAUAUGACCUUGACGUCACUCCCUUCACCAAAGACAUCUACAGUUGCACCUUGCUACGUCUGAGAACUGCCGAUGUGGACCAAGAAGUUAAAGUAAAAGCUAUAUCUACAAUGGGACGAGUCAUUUGUAAUCUUGGAGACCACUUGAAAGAUGAGCUACCUUACUGCCUGCCUUUAUUUUUGGAUAGACUCAAGAAUGAAAUCACGAGACUUACUACUAUCAAGGCUCUUAUCAAGAUUGCUAGAUCGCCUUUGGGCAUUGAACUACCGAUUCUACCAGAAACUAUGCCAGUUCUAGGAUUGUUCCUACGCCACAACGAGACAGCUUUGAAACUAAGUACCUUGCAGCUGAUUAAUUCUCUCAUCAACCAUUACCAUGCAGAUUUGAGCGUCGAAUUACUGCAACCGAUUAUAGCUGAACUGCCCCCUUUACUGGACGAGUCUGAUCUACAUAUUGCCCAGUGGACCCUGCUUAUACUGAAAUCUGUUGCUACAUAUCAUCCCAAAGCAUUAGGGAAUAUAAAUGAUACCAUCAUGCCGCAAAUUCUACUUUUGGUCAAGUCGCCUUUGCUACAAGGUAAGUCGAUUAUAUUGAAUGAAUACUCGUUUGUUACUUGCUGCAGAUUUUAUCAUAUCGAGAUUCAUUUGGUGGUACUCUUUCAAUUUUAUCGAGUUAUCUUUAUUAUUGAAGAAAAGAAGCAUUCUUGGCUUCAGGGAGUUUUUAGUCCAGAUCACCAAGGCCUUGAUCUGACUGCUGGGAAAAAGCUAGGGUUAAGAUGUUUUUUUCCGUAUAACCUCACCCUGUACAGGUCUCAGAUUAGACCUAGCCUUGAGUACUACUCAACAAAAUUUCUUUGAGAUGCUCAUAGCAGUCGCGUUGUCCUGACAUUUAGGCUUCUGCCUGCGCGGCUGCUCCGGUAGAACAAAAAAAUAUAAAACGUUACCUUUAUACUAAGCAGAAUGGAGUUCUGCUCUAUUAUCAUCUGGCAAUAGUCAUGUUAAGGCAUCAUCAGCUGUUUUGUCGACGCCAUAUUUUUGGAGUCAUCUCUUAUCUCUCUAAUUUAAUUCGCCUUGUCUGUUUUCUCUAUAUAGAGCUACUCUUUAAUUUCUCGGUUGGGACUGUUGAAUUGGCCGCCUAGGUAGUGUGAUGUGACGCCUGUAGACUUUUGCCUUUGGAGCUAUGUCUACAUGGAUAAUAGAGUACCAUUAAGGAAUUAGAAAUUAGCGUUAUUCGCCAAGUUCUGUUCAAAAUGCAAAACUUGGAAUUCAAAAAUGAACCGCGUUACCCACAACAUUUGAAAAAAAUAAUUUGCAAAAAAUGAAUGUCACAAGUGCUUCUUUUGUCUGAUAAUAAAAAUAAUCCAUCUUAUUUGAUUGUUUUUAUUUAUUUAUGCUUUAGAACAGCCACUACAUGAGAUUUUCUUGUAUUUUUAGGAGGGGGCCUUUUCAGUUACCAUUAUAGACGUCUAGAGGGCAUCUAAGUUCAUUUUAAAAUCCUCAAAUUGUUUUAUUUUAGCACCUUAUCUUUCUUGCGAAAUGGCUAUGUUUGACUAUGCGAUUGGGUUGAUACGCCAAAAGCUGUUUCAAGAGAUUGAUAAUAAUACCGAUUUUGAGACCGAUAAUAAUGAGGCUCACUCUGAGACCGAUAAUAAUGAGGCUCACCCUGAUCCCGAUAAUUAUGAGGCUCAAACUGAGCCCGAUAAUAAUGAGGCUAACCAGGAGCCCAGUAAUAAUGAGGCUAACCCUGGGGCCAGUAAUAAUGAUGCCAACCUUGAACCCAAUGAUGACACCAUUCCUGAAACCAACUGAACCAUUUGGUAUCCUGAUUCUCCAAAAUCCACUCCUUUCCUGAUAUUUUGGCACUGCCUUGCAGUCGAUGUUAUUUAAAUCGCUAGUGAAAUGCAAUCUCCAAGGUCUUAACUACGACUCUUUGUUACGCUUACUGCUAAUGCCAAUUUCCGAUCUUAAUACGUGUCAAAACGCCACGUUACAUAAGCAAGCGUUUUAUUCACUGGCAAAGUGCGUGGCAGCAAUAACUGUCACCUGUCACAAUCAAGCAUUGCCAGUGGUGCCACAAUUCAUCAACGAAAUACAGACUGCGUAAAGCGACAGCCAACAGAUUUUUGCUCUGUUGGUUGUUGGAUAAAUUGCCAGAGAAAUAGACUUGACAACAACACCUAAUCUUAAGCAAGUUAUUCUGAAUUCGAUUUCUGCUGUUUCAGAGGAAGUUAAGACAGCAGCUAGUUAUGCCCUUGGAAGUAUCUGCAUUGGAAAUGUUUAUUUUGAAGGAGAGUCAGGAUCAACCAAAGCGUCAGUAUCUGUUACUGCAUUCGUUAAAAGAAAUCCCGUUUCUCGUUACGUCGACCCUAUUUUGUUACAUUUCAUAGCUUUAAGGAAUUUGUAUUGCAAUUUUUUGAAUAAACGAUCAGUUUCAUUGUGUUUAUUGUGAAUUUUUUAAUAUUGUUUUAAUUUCGAUGGUAAGCGAAACGUUAUAACUGUUAUUGUGAAGAUAAUGGAC
Molecule: messenger RNA, 4654 nt
Organism: Acanthoscelides obtectus
Lineage: Eukaryota; Metazoa; Arthropoda; Insecta; Coleoptera; Chrysomelidae
Source: the annotation of a GenBank genome assembly